AUGGUGGAAACAUGCGACGUGGUUGUUCUUGGCGCCGGAAUAUCCGGUCUCGCGGCUGCCAAAGUUCUUACCAAAGAGGGACUCCGCGUGAUUGUGCUUGAAGCCCGUGAUCGUCAUGGUGGUCGCAUUCAUACUAUCUUUCCUCAACUUGGCGACAACCGACCUUCCUUCCCUAUUGAUCUGGGUGCUAGCUACCUACAUGGCUGUUGUAGCGAUCAGGAGGUUCAGCCGCUCUUCGCUCUCGCGCAUCGACUUAAGAUCACCAGCAUUACUUGUCCUGGAGAUACUUUGGGCCCCUAUCGGGGUUGGGAGUGUCCCGAGGUAGCCGUAUGGAGGGAUCCCGAGACUGGAGAGAAAAUUGAUCUUGCACAGGUGGCUCAGAUGAGCUUCCUUCUUGAUCGAUGUCUUCUGCAUUCACUCAUGCUUACGUCCAAGGAGGCCUCUUCUAAUCCACUCAAACCUCUCAGUUUGGCCCACGUUCUGGAUCUGUAA
Messenger RNA from Hydatigera taeniaeformis, 492 nucleotides. NCBI's taxonomy places the organism in Eukaryota, Metazoa, Platyhelminthes, Cestoda, Cyclophyllidea, Taeniidae. The record is from the annotation of a GenBank genome assembly.